Molecule: messenger RNA, 3969 nt
Organism: Talaromyces atroroseus
Lineage: Eukaryota; Fungi; Ascomycota; Eurotiomycetes; Eurotiales; Trichocomaceae
Exons: 16
Coding region: 1-3969 (1322 amino acids)
Biological process (GO): carbohydrate metabolic process
Source: RefSeq, a predicted model, not a curated record
AUGAACACCCCCUGGAUUAUCCAUGUCUGGCAAUCCCGAGCGUCCUGUGUAAUCGGUUGCCAUACGCUUUCCAUCGUUGUGGUACGAGCUGUUGCUGUUGGUCGCGGCAUCCUGGGAACAAGGAGUGCCGAACACCCAUAUAUUGGUAACGUGAUAUUAGCUCAUACCAAUUUGACCGAGAUAAAGACCUCCCUUGGCCUUAUGUGGGAUGUAGGUGUUAGCCCUGGAGAUAUCAACCUUGGAAUAGGAUUUUACGGCAGGUCCUACACGGUAUCAGACUCGAAUUGUUAUGCACCUGGCUGUCCAUUUUCGAGUGCAGGGAAUGCUGGGUCUUGUACCGACAGUGCUGGAACCUUAUCUUACGCCGAAAUUAUGGAGUACAUGGAAGACGACGACGCCUAUGUGGUCUGGGAUGAAACGGAUGCUGUCAACUACAUGUUCUGGGAAGGUGACCAAUGGGUUUCGUUUGAUAAUAAUAUAACCUUCAAACAAAAGGUGGACUACGCCAAUGAAGUCUGUUUGGGAGGGCUAUUUAUCUGGUCUGUCGACCAGGAUACAUAUGACUGGCAGGCUUUGAGCGGCCUGCUUGACCAAACUAUAGACAGCGCCGACAUACUCACGGGCGACAACACGAAUAACUCUGCCUUAUCACAAAUUUACUCUGCUUAUACUGGCACCGACUGCUACAUUUCAGACUGUGCGGAUAUAAAUACUGGUCAGUGUGAGACCGGGUAUAGCGUAUUGGAUUAUGUGCACAAUGGAACAUACGGAAUGAUUCAGGACCCGAGUAGCACGGUGUGCAAAACUGGGAGUGAAGAUGACUCUGACGCUCAAUAUCGGAUGAUUUGUUGCCCUGUCGACAGCAUGCCUGAAAGCUGUUUAUGGGAAAGAGAUUAUGAUGAUAUGUGCACUGGAGGAAGCGGCACUUGUGGAUCUUGCAAGUUCGAAUUGGUUGCCGAUACCUACGUUGACAGGACAGGCUCAGUAGCUUGCAUUGAAAACAGCGUCAGAUCUCUGUGCUGCAACACCGACCCAGCACUUGAGAAAUGCUCAUGGACCGGGUGUGGCGCUUCCUGUCCUGCAGGGAACUACACCUUUUCCGAACAAACAACGUAUUCUGGAUCUAACUUAGCAUCGACAGAGGUGACGUGCCCGUCCGGUGAAUACUCUAGUUUCUGUUGCCCGAGUGAAGGUGAGAUCAAAGGAGACCCUGUCAACGCUGUUUUUAAUGCUGACCUGUUUGUUCUGAUCACCCAACGAAGCACGCUGGUCGACGACGGAAGUACAACAACCUGUAGCAGUGGAUUUAACAAGCUCUGCUGUGACCCUCCCGAUGCUUCCACCAGUUGGCCUGUCAACCCAAAGGAUUUAUUCGAGUAUAUGGAAGAUGAUAUUAGUUAUUAUUAUGACGUGCAAAAGACAUCAAACGAUGAAGACACCAAAAAUGCUAGCGAAGACCCCUUUGCUCUGGUAAUGAUCGACGCAGACGAUAGUGCCUACGACGAGUCGCUGGUCGACCAGUGGUCAUUCCUUACUGACGAGACGGAAUUGCAAAACCGAAAUCUGAAGGUUCACAAGCGUCACAGUUUAUUUGAGCACCGCAAUGAUACAUUUGAUAAUGUCGUGGAGGUUUACCACAUCCAGUGCAUCAAUCUUUACGCAGAUGCAAAUCCGUGCACGUCUAUUUUCAAAGGAGGAGCGCCGAACACCAUUGUCAAAAUGCCUGAGAAUGUGGGCGCCGGUCCAUAUGCACGUGUUAUCGGUCUUUCUCCUCUUUCUUCCAACGAGAUGAACCUGCCACCUAGAUCUACGGAUGAAGUGUAUGAGUUGAAGGUUGAUUAUGACUUUGCCGCUGCUGCUGCGGACGAGAAAGGUGAUGUCUACUUCCGAAUCGAUUAUACUAAUCUUCAGGGAUAUUGGGAUGAGAUUACAGAUACGCCAGCAAAGCACAAACGCUGGUUUGGCACUUUCGACAACUGGUUGAAGAAGAUGACGACGAUUGUGAAGACCGGUUCCCUGCCUCUUGAGUACCAAGAACAUAUAAAACUUUUCCAUGCUCAGGAGUACUGUCCAAAAUGGAAUCUUAAUGCAACUUUCGAUGUUGACGCAUUCCUUCGUCUAGGAUUGUAUAAUCAGUAUGGAUACUAUUUUGAGGGUUCCACUCUGCCGACUCCAGAGGUAAUUUCAGCAUACGGCUAUUUCUCGAUUCAGCCCGCGGCCGUGGUUCUCAUGACAGUCCGAGCAAAUGCAAUCAUGCAAUCCUCAACUGGGCCAACAAAGCUAUUUUCUGUAGGAUUUCCCGGUAUGUCCGUCAAGGGGUUGAUCAGUAUUGGCCCUGAGAUGCUUCUUUUAGGUCAGUUGGAUGCCUCUCUCAGUGUCUCUGGUGAACUCAACGCCGGUAUAUCUGUGGACUUUUCCCGAACAGAAGUGUAUUUCCCACAGGACGCUGCAGGAGAAGCAGAUACUGUUGAUCCAAGCAAUGACAAUCGAACUCAAACAUAUAGCUUCAACCCUACAUUGGAUGCAACACUGAGUGCUGAGGGUUCCCUGGCGUCCGAUAGUAUCCUUGACGCCGGAGGUUCGCUUUGGAAUUUCCGUCCUUGGGGUGAUCUUAUGUCCGGAUAUGUGACAGCUGGUCUCACUAACACGCUUACCUUUGGCGUGAGUGCCAAUGCAACGGCCUCGCUAGAUAGUUCACUUACAGCUGGCUUUUGCUACUGGGCGGACUACGUACAUUCCAUCUUCGUCAGGGCCGAUAUGUCCUUCCUAGGUAAUGUGUCUUACUGGGGCAGUCAAUACGAUGUGACAUCUCCCAGUGACUCAAUCGAAGUGGUACCGGAGACCUGCGUCAGUUAUUCCAGCAAUGAUACCCUUACAAAGAGAUAUCCUACCCAAAGUCUAGUCCCUGACGGUACAGAGGAGGCUUGUUUCGGAGGGGUUAUCUCCUGUCAAACAAUCGACAAUAAUGUUACUAGCGCAGCAAAUCUGUCCUGUCCCGUUGUCUGCGAUGGGGACUCUUGCACGUUUCUAGACAGUGACUCCUCGAAGAAACGACAAGUUAACAUCCCCAAAGGCUGUGUCAGGUUUCUUGCAUUAUGGUACAACUGUGAUUGGUUUCCUAACAAAUAUAUCCAAAAUCUGAAUACGGCCACCAACUCAUACAAUCCGUACUAUCAGGCCGAAGGGAUUUGCACCAACGUAUAUUCAUACCUUUAUCAAAAUAUGAAUCGAUUGAGUGCGGCGACCAUGGGGUCGAACUUUAUGCUAUUGGAAUAUCAGCGAGGCGCCACUAGCACAAACCGAGCAAAUGCCUGUGGUGUCGUUGCCAGUCAAUGUAGCCAAUUAAAAAGCUCAUUGUGGUCCUUAGCAGUUCAGCAAGCGCCACCUGACGUUGCUUAUUUGAUGCAAGGGUACAGUGACAGCAUGAUGUGUGACGAGUUUCCUUCUAACCCACUAUGUCUUUUGACGAUCCCAAUACCUGGAGUUGCCGCAUUGUCGAACCAGCAAUGGAGGAAUCCGAGUUUCACUGGCUAUACUCGCCACUUCACCAUAAAUCUCUUCGGUUCUAGCAGCAAUACGAACAGUCUUGGGCCAUUUGGAGGAUAUUAUGAUGGUUCAAACAUAGUGCCUCUCGUCCAGGUCGUCGGUGGAGUCAACACGUUUCAUAGCAACAUUUGGACAUUGAACAACAACGCGGUGGAAUACGAGAACCCCUACGUGACAGAAGUUCUAAUACCAAAGAACUGGAAGGAGUUAUCGCGUCAAAUGCCUAACGCUGAAGUGGAUGACGAGACUUUUGCGGCAAUGAUUAUUAGAGUGCUUGAAUUAGCUGAUGCUGCCAAUGAGACACUCAUCCUAAAGCCUCAUAGUGCGGUCGUGGAUACGCCUUCAAUGUCUGCAGUCAGUCAUAUGCCGAGUUCAACGCUAUCUCAUGAACACUUUGAAAGACAUGUUCAUUGGCAUCACUAG